GCUCCCCCCCCUUCUUCGCAGCGGGCUUCGCGCCCCGCGCCCGCUUUCCGCCCGGAGGCCGGGGCGGUCCCGGCGGCGCUGACGGGAUCGCGGCGCGACGGCGGCGGCGCCAUUUCCUGCCGGCGGGGCAGGGCGGGGAGCGGAUGGCCUCGCGGGACGUGCUCAGCCAGACCACCCGGCUGGCCUCCUCCAGCGCUUUGCUGCAGGUGCUGUUCCGGGUGGUCACCUUCGGGCUGAACGCGUUCACUCUGCGCUACCUCUCCAGAGAGCUGAUCGGCGUGGUCAACGUGAGGCUAACUCUACUAUAUUCAACAGUUGUCUUCCUAGCCAGGGAGGCAUUUCGCAGAGCUUGUUUGAGUGGAAGUACAAAACGAAACUGGACCAAAACAAUUAAUCUGUUGUGGCUGACAGUCCCUCUUGGUGUUUUUUGGUCUAUUUUCUUGGGCUUCGUCUGGCUACACUUGCUUGAAGUACCUGAUCCUUCUGUGGUUCCUCAUUAUCAGGCUGGUGUAGUGGCAUUUGGUCUUUCUGCAAUUAUUGAGCUUCUGGGAGAACCGUUCUGGGUUUUAGCACAAGCUCAUUUGUUUGUGAGACUUAAGGUUAUUGCUGAAAGCCUUUCAGUAGUGUCAAAAUGCAUUUUGACGGUUAUUUUAGUAGUCCUUUAUCCUCAGUGGGGCCUCUAUGUUUUUUCCCUGGCUCAGCUUUUAUAUGUCAGUGUUCUGGUAACGUGCUAUGUAACUUAUUUUGUGAUGUUUUUGGGGUCUCCUGAAGCAACAAAGAAGUCAUUUCCAGUUGCUAGAAUGAAAGCUUUAUUACCUAACUUGGUGGAAGAUGAGACCUUUGUUAACUGGAAGGAAGCACGGUUGACUUGGAGUUUCUUCAAACAAUCCUUCUUGAAACAGAUUUUGACAGAAGGUGAACGAUAUGUGAUGACUUUUUUGAACGUGUUAAAUUUUGGAGAUCAGGGUGUAUAUGAUAUCGUGAAUAAUCUUGGUUCACUGGUGGCCAGGUUUAUCUUUUUGCCUAUUGAGGAGAGUUUUUAUGUCUUUUUUGCUAAAGUGUUGGAAAGAGGGAAGAAUGUAAAGGAUCAGAAGCAGGAUGAUGUCGCUAUGGCUGCAGAUGUGUUAGAAUUGCUGUUGAAACUUGUGCUUCUCAUUGGCCUUACCAUCACGGUUUUUGGCUAUGCCUAUUCUCAGCUGGCUCUGGAUAUUUAUGGAGGCUCAAUGCUCAGUUCUGGAACAGGUCCAGAUCUCCUCCGAUGUUACUCAUUAUAUGUCCUAUUUCUUGCUAUCAAUGGAGUAACGGAAUGUUUUACGUUUGCUUUGAUGUGCAAAGAGGAGGUAGACAGGUACAAUUUUGUUAUGCUGGCCUUGUCCUUCACAUUUCUGUGCAUCUCUCAUUUCUUGACCCAGUGGCAUGGCAGUAUAGGCUUUAUCCUUGCGAACUGCUUUAACAUGGGUAUUCGAAUAGCUCACAGCAUCCACUAUAUCUAUGAUUACUUCAAAGAAAGCACUUACAGACCUUUGACAGGCUUGCUCCCCUCACCGUUUUUGGUACUUGUGUAUAUCAUAAGUGGAGUAAUCACUGGUUUCUCAGAGGUAUUCUUCUGCUGCGAUAAGGGUUGGAUGGCAAGGCUGAUUCACAUCAGCAUGGGGGCUCUGUGCUUUGCAGCAACCAUCGUUACUAUGUUCUGCACAGAGACCAAGCUGAUCCACUUUGUCAGAAGCCAGUUCGUCUCCCGGUAUAUGAAGAAAGGAACAUGAAAUGCUCAUGUGCAGAACAGUUCUUGUACAUGCUUGCAGUAAAGGGCUGUAUUUUUUGCAUACGAUCUGUACGGAAAAAGGUUUCCACAUUUGUUUAUUGGAAGCAUUGAUAUUGGAGUGGCACUGUAAAAGAUUGCCAACUGAAUAUUAUUUUGUCUUCUAAACUGGUCAGUAUAGUGAAAGAGGGCCGAGUAAUUUUCUCUUUAUGCAUCAUUCUUUUCUAAGCUUUUCUUCAAACAGCCUCUUUGGUAAUGAAUGAAGAUCUAAGAAACACCCUUCUGACAACCUAGUUGACGGACUUCAUGGAGAGAGCUCCCCAUUCUUACCGAUGGGGAAUACAUGUGUGAAGGCGUCAUGGCUUUCAUCUUAAGGUGUAAUUAAGAAUGCCCUUAUUUGGCAUGGCAGGCUGCUUAACUGGUUAGAAAAUAAAUGAUUUGACCAAAAAACCAGAAUAAAAGCUGAAGAAAACACUAGAGCAAGGACCAAUAGCAGUAUUACUGUUACUGAAAUAUAACGUAAUGUGGUGCAGGGAGAUUGGGUUGUCAGUGUUUUGAAGUGUAGAGCAGUGAACAGAAAGUUCUGUGUUUACAAGUAAAUUAAUGGCAUACACAGCAUGUGUCCAUGCUAGCUAUGUAAGUUUAUUUCAUUCAGCAUAUCAUUCAUUUAUGAGGGUUUGAUUUACUUGUCAAAAAUACUCUGAAGCCUUACCUAAAAGAAAAAAGGGGUUUUGAACAGUGUUCUACAGAAGGUAUUAAGUACAGUCACACUGACACUGAAGUUCCAGAACGUUAAUCAUAAAACUUCUUACAUGCACUCCAUUGUUUUUUGUUUUUAUCUGGGAUUUUAAAUGCCAGCAUGAACAAAUUUGUCUCAAUAAAAACGAUUUUGUUUUGUCUGUGAAAUCAAAUGUUAAAUAUAUUUAAUAAGGUUUCUUUCAAGGAUUUAUGCAUAUUGAAACUUUUGUUAUUGGAUAGAAAAUGCUUCUUUCUGUUGCAACUGGUUUCCCAAUGUCUUGUUCCUUUACGUGUUCAAUCUUAACCUUUAUAUUGAUUUCUUUUUUUAAUUGUUGAAAAUUUGGACAUUCAGAAGUUGAAAAUUAGAUGUUAGGCUGAUGGUUUAGGUUUACCAAUGGUGUAUUUUGUUGCUGGUCUAAGAUCUGAAUUUGGCAGUUCCAGAAUGUACAAGUGGCAAGUUUAUAAUGAUCAGUGUUCCCUUUGCAGUGUUUGGAUGGACCAAAAAAUGUCAAGUGAUGAAAAAUGUGUGCUCAGACAUAUACAGUCAAAAGCUUUUAGUUUAAUUAUAUAGCAAUUCCUCAGAUCCUCAGACUGCUUAAGAAAUUAUUUCACUGUAAUGGCAUUGCAGAGUUCGUCCUGGUAACCAUAGCUCACAGAGUGAAAUGCUUUCCAGUAUCAGUGUCUUCAGUUUGGUACUGUUAGAAACAUUUUCUAAACUCUGGUAACUUUCACUUGGAGAAUAUCACUAGAGAUACUUUAUAUGAGAAUUUGGUGAUUGAAAAAUUAUCACAGAGAGAAGCCAAAAUCUAACAGUGGGAGGAAGAGAAAGGUGCACUUCCUCAGCUAAUGGUGGUGUCUCCAUUGCCUGACUGGAAGGUAGUAGAGAAAUACUUGCUGAUUCUUCUGAAGCUGUUAUGAGAUCUAUCUAAAUAAAACAAACUCUAUGUUAUUCUGUCCUGCUAAGUGAAUUUGGUAGUUCUUUGCCUUUUAAAUUUUUCUCUUCUGGGUUGUCUUGCAGUUUUUUUUCUCGUUUCUGUCAAGUAUGGAGUUUAUUAUGAAGUACAGCUCCAUACAUUGCAGAGGAUUGAAACUUCUUUAUUAUAAAUUGUCAAUGCAUUUCCUUUACCUACUUGUUCUUAAUUUAGGAAAAAAACCCAAGACAGUUGGACUUACAGACUUUAUAGGGUCUGUCUUUUUCUACAUGACUUUGAGACCUUACCGUGGGAAUAUCUCAAUCUGUACAGUGAAUUUUAACUAAUUCUUGGAAUGAGGAAUUUUGUAUAGCCUUGCACUUAAAGUGAUUUGGAGAUUGAAGAACAUUUCAUACAAAAUGAGCUUGAAGUCAUGCUGUCUUGUCUAGUCUUAUGAUCCCAGCUGUACAGCAAUAUUACUUCUGCUGCUAGUAUAGUCAUAAAUAGGGUGAUAUGAGAUCUCGCUGUUCAAAUAGUGGGCUGUCUAGUCUCCUAAAUCUUUUUUAACAUAAAUGCUGUGUAUAUGUUUAAAAAGAAGUUACAUUUUUAAACUAAUUAGUUUGAUUUCAUAUUGCAGAGGCUUAUAAAUAACUCUUGCAUCUCAACAAGAGAAAAUACAAUUUCGUAUGAAUCAGGAAGACAUUUAAGGUGCCUUAUUGUUCAUUUGCAAAUUUAGAAUACAUUCGUCUUUUAAACUUGAUCUGUACGCAGUUCAAUGAUAGUUGACUGGGUUUUGUGUUUUUGGGUUGUUUUUUUUUUUAAUGUAUUUUAUGUGGCAGGAAACGGCAAGGAGGGACAGGAAGUAUAGACCUAUGAAGCUGUCUUCUGGUUUCUUAGUUAUCAGUGUGAUCCUUAAUGUGAAAGCUGUUAAUUGCUUUAUUUAUAAAGAAGCAAGCUGUCAAACUUGGGGACAAAGUUGGGAUUGAACUCGACCAAAUUUCCCUUUUGUUUGCAGUUCUGUCAGUCUGUCAAAGGUAUGAUGGGAUGCUUGUCUGUAAAUUUGAUGAAGCUGUUUUGCAGUAUUUUUCUGAAAUCCUUCACUGUAAGCCAAAGGAGAAUUAAACUGGUUUUCUUUGGAGAAAAAGUUACCAUUUCAUACAUCAUGUGAUGUGGUGGUGGUUUUUUUUAAUAGUGGGAUGAAUGACAUUCAAACAACUGUAAGAUACAAUGGUUAUAUCAUAGGAUAUUAGCAAAUAAAAUUUCUUUCCCUUACAUUUUUAUGUUGUCUUCCAGUUGAGGCUUAUUGGAUUGUUAUUUGUAUCUUUGGUACAAUUGAUACUUAAAUUUGGUUGGAUUUUAUGGGAUCUUUUAUGUAUAAAUUAAUUUAUCAACCUAGUAACUUAUACACCAUUUCCGAACAAACAGGUUGAAAAAAUUUACUGUAGUAUUUUUGUAAGAAGUGGCAUCAUUAUAGUCAUCUUUUUUCCUCUGGUUUUGUCAAAAUGUAUGUUUGUAUGGAUUGGAAUGACCAGGUUUCUUUGCUUUUGAACAAUGCUUUGUUGUGAUAAAAACUGUUUAAGUGGCUAGGAGAAAACUUCAUAUUUAAUGAAGUUUGUUAGCUGAAUUAUGCUGCAACUGGCAAGUGUUAGGUACUAACCAAUUGUUGAACUGUUUGUUCUUUUCUAUUAUUAUAAAUAUUGUAUGUAAAGAAAUAGGGGGAGGGGUGCAUGUACCAAUUUUUUU
Messenger RNA from Aquila chrysaetos chrysaetos, 5151 nucleotides. It is a transcript of the gene RFT1, whose product is annotated as RFT1 homolog. Gene Ontology annotation, biological process: dolichol-linked oligosaccharide biosynthetic process; glycolipid translocation. The coding region runs from base 144 to 1763 and encodes 539 amino acids. Gene Ontology annotation, cellular component: endoplasmic reticulum membrane. Lineage: Eukaryota; Metazoa; Chordata; Aves; Accipitriformes; Accipitridae. The record is from RefSeq and is a predicted model, not a curated record. The transcript has 13 exons.